Molecule: messenger RNA, 829 nt
Organism: Cuscuta campestris
Lineage: Eukaryota; Viridiplantae; Streptophyta; Magnoliopsida; Solanales; Convolvulaceae
Source: the annotation of a GenBank genome assembly
GCUACUGAUUCUUCCCAAUUUUCAUAAUCCCAAGACAUUUCCUACCAAUUAACAAUCAGAUCAUCAAUGGCUGCCAAUGCUCUGCUUUGCUCUGUUCCUCCUGUCGUUUCCAACCCCCCCUCUGUUUCAAAUAAGACUCCCCGUCGGCUAACGUUCCGCCCCUGCUUUGCUUCCGUCCCAUCUUCCCACGGCGUUAGAAGGCCGUUGAAGCUCAGAGCUCAGUCCUCCACCGCCGGUGAUCACAGCCAAGACACCGCCGUCGAUGUCCAUCACGUCACCGGCAGUGGUGACAACACCCGCGCGGUUGAGCAUCGGCCUCGCCGUCGACCUGCCGCCCUGGAUGCCUCCCUUUUCGGGCUUCUAGACCCACUCUCUCCAAUGAGGACAAUGCGCCAAAUGCUGGACACCAUGGACAGGAUAUUCGAGGACGGGUUGUCAUUUCCGGCCGUCGGAAGAAACAGGGCGACCGGAGAAGUGCGGGCCCCCUGGGAGAUCAGGGACGAGGAGCAAGAGAUCAAGCUGCGCAUCGACAUGCCGGGGCUGUCCAAGGAAGAGGUAAGGGUCUCCGUGGAAGAUGACCUUCUAGUCAUCAAAGGGGAGCACAAGAAGGGUGACAAAGACGGCGGCAAAGACGACAACUCGUGGUGGUCGAAGAGUUACAGCUCCUACGACACCCGGUUUCGGCUGCCGGAAAACUGCGACAAGGGCAAGGUGAAGGCUGAGUUGAAGAACGGAGUUCUUCUGAUCUCCGUCCCGAAGGUCAAGGUGGAGAAGAAGGUCAUUGAUGUUGAGAUCAAGUGAGAAGGGCAUCUUCUUUCUGACUUUCCAU